GCAAGAAGAGAAGGGUCAAACCCAGGCACUUUACCAGACAGCAGCAGUGUUCUAGUCAAAUGUUAGUGUGCAUCUAGAGGAACUUGAGCUCAUUUCCUGCUCUGUAGCUGCUGUUUGUCUUGUGAACGAGUAGGCAUUGCUAACGUUGAUGGAAUUGAUAGAUUGAUUGAUAGAAGGUUUAUGGAACGUUUCUGGUGGUGCGAGGAACAUUGAUGGGGUUGCUGUGCUAUAUGGUAGUUUGGGGCUAGGUGCACUUGUGAUAUUUAGUCUGAAAUAGAGAUGGAGAGAGAAGAAGAACCCCAAGUUAAAGAGAAGGAGCACUCCAAAACCCCAGAUGUGAAGGUCCCCAACAAAUCAGAGACUAAGCGCUACAGCGAGAUCUUCCGGGACUUCGAUAAUUUUGAACUCUCUUUGGUCAACUCCACUGUAGAGGAGAUGUUUCCAGACCCUGACUCCCAGUCGAUUGCUGAGACCGUCUCUACGGAAACCACAGACAACACUGAGCUGGAUCAUCUGACGUGUGACGAUGUCUACCCCCCAGAUGGUGAUGACAAAGAUGGAGGUCUAUCAGUCCAGGAAGCAGACCUGGCCCUGUGUCGCUGUGAGGGAGGCGUAGAGCUGGCCCUGCAGUAUGCCAAGAUGUGGUGCCGCUACGCCAAGGACCUGCUGGCCUGGAUGGAAAAGAGAAUCAGCCUGGAGCAAGAGUUUGCCAAGAACAUCGUAAAGGCAGCAGAAACGGCUAAGUCCUGUGUGGCUCCGCAGGACAUGAUGCCUCUGCAGUACAUCUACACCAUGGCCCUGGAGCACGAUGUGAAGACCAGCCAAUCUACUAAACAGACAUCAGAACUGCUGCAGCAACGCUGCUACCAGGCCCUGGCAUCCAAGAGGAAUGAGAUUGAUAAGUGGCGCAGGGAGUUCAAGGAGCAGUGGUCCAGAGAACAGAGGAGGAUGAAUGAGACUGUGGCGGCUCUGAAAAAGGCUCGUCAGCAGUACCUGCAGCGCAGUGAGGACCUGGAGAAGACCAAGGCUGUGAUGGCCAAGGCCGGGGACGAGCUCACAGCGGGACACAAGACCCUGGACAAGAGGAGGAAGUCACGUGACGACGCACAGUCAAAGGUGAUGGAGGCAGAGAUGCAGUACAGACAGUGUGUGUGUGAGGCCCGGGACCACCAGGACAAGCUGGAGAGCUUGAAGGAGAAAAUCAUAGUUCACACCCGCAAACUCAUCUGCCAGGGGGACACUGUGCUCAAGGAGGCCACAGUGAACAUGUUCUACUUCCAGCGUCAGCAGACAGAGCCGGUUCCCAUGGGCUACCACAACCUGGAGUUGACCUGCAGGCCGUGUGAACCCGGGGAGCCCUACCUGCUCUACAUCUUUAGGAAGAGAAGCCAAGAACAGCCCCUACAAACCUUCACCUUCCAGGAGUUUGUCCCUCAGAACAAAAGUGGCCGUCGUAAGACCAGCAACCCGAGCUCUCUACAGGACUCCUCCCUGCCUGAAGAAAGUCUGGUUAAACGUAAGGGCUACAGUGACAGUGAGAGCAUCGGAGGCAGUCUGGAGUCUCUGUCCAGCCCAGCCCAUGGCAACAGGAGGCUUCCUAAAGCCCCCUCCACAGGGACAAUGUCAUCAGACGACCUGGAUGAGAGGGACAUAGGCACCGUCCUGGAAGGAGAUUGUGUGGACUCCACUCCAGAAGGGAACGGUACGGCGGGGAAGGUACGGAUUACGUCCCGAGCCGCACUGACACACCAACUCAGGAAGAUGAAGAGCAAGAUGGUGAAGUGCAAACAGUGUGACAAUUACAUCGUGGUCAACGGCAUCGAGUGUGAGGAGUGUGGCGUGGCGGUUCACAGGAAGUGUCUGGAGGUGUUACAGCAUGAGUGUGAGAACAGGAAGGGUGUUCUGUUUGGGGUGGAUUUCUCCCUGUUGCCCCGGGACUGGCCUGACGAGGUGCCCUUCGUGGUCCAGCGCUGCACGGCCGAGAUAGAGAGCAGGGCCCUCACUCUACAGGGGGUGUAUCGUAUCAGUGGGUCGAAGCCUCGCAUCCAGAAGCUGUGUCAGGUCUUCGAGACCCAGAAGGACCAGGUCGACCUCUCUGACCUUUCACCUCAUGACGUCACCUCAGUCCUCAAACACUUCUUCAAGGAGCUUCCAGAGCCGCUGUUGACCUUUGACCUGUACAAUGACUUCAUCUGGGUGGGCAAGGAGAUCCAGCGUCUCAGUGAGAGGGAGGCGACAGCAGAGACUCCUGGGAUAGUGGAGGACCUCACAUAUAGCCUGAGAGACCUGCUGGGGAGACUGCCCCCAUACCACUACUACACACUGCAGCAUAUGAUGCGUCACCUUCACAGAGUAUCAGAGAACUACGAGGAGAACAAGAUGUCUCCCAGUAACCUGGGCAUCGUGUUUGGUCCGACCUUGCUGCGCCCGCUGGUGUCCGUAGACAUGUCCAUGGUGGCCCUACUGGAGACCACCUACCAGUCCCUACUGGUGGAGUUCCUCAUCACACACCACCAACACAUCUUCGACGCUCCACCUCCCGCCCCCACCACCCCCCUCCCUGACACCCCUCCCCGGGCGACGUGUUCAGGCAGGGCCCAGAAGACUGUUGCAGGGGCUGACCCUGGCUCUCAGGACCCCCCCGCUGGAGGAGCCUUGUCCAGAGAACGCCCCCGCUCUCUAGAGACUCGCACAAUCAAGAGAGACUUGAGUGAGGGUUAUAUAUCUGACAAAUCGUCGUCCAAUGAGGCAGUGGACCAGCUCAGCCCUGAAGCCAAUGAGAGAGCAGUCACGGCUGUGAGGGGGGCAUCAGCAGAGGCUGCUGCUCUGGGUGAUCUGGUAUGGGGUCCAGAACCAGGGGACUCGCCCUCUGUGGGGACCCAGCCACAGAGCCACUUCAGUAGGCAGCCUGUCAAAUACCAGCGCCAGCCCACCCCGGGCCUCCGCCGCUCCGCGGGCUCUACCAGGGCUGGGCUGCUCGGGGAAGAGGAGGAUGAAGAGGAGGAGAGGAGGAGAAACCAGUCGAGGAGUGAAGACAGCAGUUGUAGCCCCUCCCCUGACCCUGGUAGCCAGAGAAGGAGAAGCCUUCGGUUGGAGCUCCACCCCGAGACCACCGCCUACCACCUGCUCAGCCAGGCUGGAGGCCACGCACCAGAGAACCAGACAGAAAGAGAGAAGACACGCCCAUAUGAGGUUCCGCAGGGCAGACUGCGGGCGGGGACAGUGGUAAUAGAACCCUCAAUAGCUGCAACAGCAGUAGCGACACCGAGCACCGGUGCUCAGGAGGCGUGGCUUAGGAGUCGGUUAGCCACAUUGUCCCAGCUGAACGUGAACCAGUCCAAUAACAGUCAGGGGUGGUUGGGUGAGAGGCGGAGACAAGGCGGAGAGGAGGGUCUGAGUGGCCCGGCCCAGAGGAUCCUGUCAGGACUGAAGCUCAGACGCAGCCCCUCAGGACUGCAGCAGCACUUUGUCUGAUGAAGGAUGAAACUUUAAACCAUAGAAUUGGAACCACAUUCGAGAAUGGACAUUCCUCAUUCAAAUCAACGUUUCGUGACUGGCAGGAUUCUAUUUCUAUGGUUAAGAAUUGUACUGUGUAACUUCAAAUGUUUUUUUACAAAUACAGUGAAUAUUUACAUCCGCUCAUGAUUACUCCAGAAUACUCAUAAAUACAGAACAUACAUGAUUACUCCAGAAUACUCAUAAAUACAGAACAGUGCCAGUCAAAAGUUUGGACACACCUACUCAUGCAAGGGUUUUUCUUUAUUUUUUACUAUUUUCUGCAUUGUAGAAUAAUAGUGAAGACAUCAAAACUAUGAAAUAACACAUAUGGAAUCAUGUAGUAACCUAAAAAAGUGUUUUAUAUUUUUCAAAGUAGCCACCCUUUGCCUUGACAGCUUUGCACACGCUUGGCAUUCUCUCAACCAGCUUCAUGAGGUAGUGACCUGGAAUGCAUUUCAAUUAACAGGUGUGCCUUGUUAAAAGUUAAUUUGUGGAAUUUCUUUCCUUCUUAUUGUGUUUGAGCCAAUCGUGUUGUGACAAGGUAGUGGUGGUAUACAGAAGAUAGGCCUAUUUGGUAAAAGACAAAGUCCAUAUUAUUGCAAAAACACCUCAAAUAAGCAAAAAUAAACAACAGUCCAUCAUUACUUUAUUAAGACAGGAAGGUCAGUCAACCCGGAAAAUUUCAAUAUUUUUUUAUGUUCCUUCAAGUGCAGUCACAUAGACCAUGUGGACCGAUACAGGAAAGGAAGACCCAGAGUUACCUCUGCUGCAGAGGAUAAGUUCAUUAGAGUUAACUGCACCUCUGUUUGCAGCCCAAAUAAAUGUUUCACAGAGUUCAAGUAACAGACACAUCCCAACAUCAACUGUUCAGAAGAGGCAGCGUGAAUCAGGCCUUCAUUCUGUCCUAAUUGCUGCAAAGAAACCACUACUAAAGGACACCAAUAAUAGGAAGAGACUCGCUUGGACCAAGAAACACGAGUAAUGGACAUUAGACAGGUGGAAAUCUGUCCUUUGGUCUGAUGAGUCCAAAUUUUUUAUUUUUUUGUUCCAACCAUUGUGUCUUUGUAAGAAGCAGAGUAGGUGAACAUAUGUUCUCUGCAUGUGUGGUUCCCACCAUGAAGCAUGGAGGAGGUGUGAUGGUGCAUUGCUGGUGACACUGUCAGUGAUUUAUUUAAAAAUCAAGGCACACUUUUCAUUUACCCCAUUUUCUCCCUAAUUUUGUGGUAUCCAAUUGGUAGUCUUGUUUCAUCGCUGCAACUCCCAUACGGACUCGGGAGAGACGACGAUAGAGAGCGGUGCAUCCUCCAAAACACAACUCAACCAAGCCGCACUGCUUCUUGACACAAUGCCCACUUAACCCGGAAGCUAGCCACACCAAUAUGUCGGAGGAAACACUGUGCACCUGGCGACCAUGUCAGCGUGCCCGCCACAGGAGUCACUACUGCACGAUGGGACAAGGACAUCCCUGCCGGCCAAACCCUCCCCUAAGCCGGACGACGCUGGCCCAAUUGUUUGCCGCCCCAUGGGUCUCCCGGUUUGCGGAAUUCAAGGCACACGUUAAAAAAAACACACAUAAGCAGCAUGGCUACCACAGCAUUCUGCAGCGAUACGCCAUCCCAUCUGGUUUGCGCUUACUGGUACUAUCAUUUUUUGGGGGGGUUUGGUUGAGUUGGACCAUAGAAUGAGGGAAAAGCAGACAACAAGUGCUCAGCAUAUGUGGGAACUCAAUAUCUCAAUAUCAAAUCAUUUCUGGGUAACCUUAAAAUGAUCAAAAAGAAACAAAAAAUUGCUUCUUAGCAAAGGGAAAUUUCUCAAUAAAUAAUUUUGCUAGGAGUGUCUAGGAGUGGUCUGGGUGGGAGGGGAAACCUAAAAAACUACAGUAGCUGUUAUUGACAGAGAGGUUUGGAACUCUUUCUUAAUGGUCUAUUAACUCAUUUACCGCCAGGCAGGCCAAAACUUCGUCCCACCAAAACAGGCAAAAAAAAUUCAAGUAGAAGGGCAUUAUCAUAAUUUUCACAAUUUCACAGUAUUAUUUCAACCUCAUAUUGUGGAAAUAUAUAUGAAACACAGGAAAAUCUAGUGUUUGACUGCGCUGGGCCUUUAAGGAAAUAUAUCAAACAUUUUAUUCACGAAAACUGUUGUGAAACAACUGUUGCAAGAACAUGAGGAAGAGUUGUAAAUGUAGAGGUCUGCACCAGACUGAUUUAUUCAUCCCGCUCCUGCCUGCACCCGCUCCCGCCCUCACCCGCAGCUUUUCACUGCUGGCUUUCUCUCCGACUCCCACCCGCUACUGCAAGAACUGAUCCCGAACCCAACUGCAAUCCCGCAAUGUUCUUUUAGGCUUAUGUGAAGCACUCACGCCACCCUUUCUCCCACGGGAAUGCAACCCUCUAUUGUAAUGUGAAUGUUUUGCUAAUGUUGUCAACCUUCGUUGUUCUCUCUAUUCCUCCAUUACUACCGAUAGGCCUAUGUGAUUGAGGUAGAUAUGUUCCAUGUAUGAUUUGCAGAUAUAAAUGUUACAUCUAUAACUUUAAAAUGCUUCCAGUGCUUCAGUCCUUUAACCACAGACUAUUUUCACACGGCUUCAUUUGGCGGCACUUUUACUGGGCCUUUAAAGGUAGUAACUCUUUAAACAUAAUGGGAUAAUUCAGCGAAGUUAUGAAUUCAGAUAUUUGUUUCCCUACCUCGCACGCAGUCUAUAGACUGCUCUAAGGCGUGACUGCAAUCCACACUUUGGUUUUGGUAGAAAUAUCACUGCCAAGAAAUGGUAACGUUAGCAUUUUCAGACAAUUUUUUAAAAUAUUUACUCAGCAUAGAGUGAGUCUGAAGUCACACAUCACACUAUUACAACAGUGUGACUGUUUUGGAAUAAAAUGUUCAAGAUAUUUAAACAUCGUCUGUAUUGUGUGCUUAUUGUUUAACCGUUGGUAUGUUCUAGGGGACUUUUUGAAACCUUCAGUCCGAGGAGGUACUUCUAGAAUGUCUACCGAUGAAUGACGUCCAUCUUUUUGUGAGAAAUUACACUGGUCACUCAAAGCAUUUAUAAAUUAUAAAUAGCCCACACUUUAGAUCAGGCCUUUGCAAAAAUACUUAACUAAUGAUUAGAAAAUGGUUUAUACAGACCUAAAAAAAAAUUGCCUCUCACUGUCAACUGCGUUUAUUUUCAGCAAACUUAACAUGUGUAAAUAUUUGUAUGAACGUAACAAGAUUCAACAUAAACUGAACAAGUUCCACAGACAUGUGACUAACAGAAAUGAAAUAAUGUGUCCCUGAACAAAGGGGGGGGUCAAAAUCAAAAGCAACAGUCAGUAUAUGGUGUGGCUACCAGCUGCAUUAAGUACUGCAGUGAAUCUCCUCAUGGACUGCACCAGAUUUGACCGUUCUUGCUUUGAGAUGUUACCCCACUCUUCUACCAAGGCACCUGCAAGUUCCCGGACAUUUCUGGGGGGAAUGGCCUUAGCUCUCACCCUCCGAUCAAACAGGUCCCAGGCGUGCUCAAUGGGAUUGAGAUCCGGGCUCUUCGCUGGCCAUGGCAGAACAAUGACAUUCCUGUCUUGCAGGAAAUCACUCACAGAAGGAGCAGUAUGGCUGGUGGCAUUGUCAUGCUGUGGAGGGUCAUGUCAGGAUGAGCCUGCAGGAAGGGUACUUACAUGAGGGAGGACGAUGUCUCGUUGAGAUUGCCUGCAAUGACAACGAGCUCAGUCCGAUAAUGCUGUGACACACCGCCCCAGACCAUGACGGACCCUCCACCUUCAACUCGAUCCCACUCCAGAGUACAGGCUUCGGUGUAACGCUCAUUCCUUCAACGAGUAACGUGAAUGCGACCAUCACCCCUGGUGAGACAAAACCGCGACUUGUCAGAAGAGCACUUAUUGCCAGUCCUGUCUGGUCCAGCGACGGUGGGUUUGUGCCCAUAGGCGACGUUGUUGCCGGUGAUGUCUGGUGAGGCCCUGCCUACAACAGGCCUACAAGCCCUCAGUCCAGCCUCUCUCAGCCUAUUGCGGACAGUCUGAGCACUGAUGGAGAGAUUGUGCGUCCCUGGUGUAACUCGGGCAGUUGUUGUUGUCAUCCUGUACCUGUCCCGCAGGUGUGAUGUUCGGAUGUACCGAAUGUACUGUGCAGGUGUUGUUUACACGUGGUCUGCCACUGCGAGGACGAUCAGCUGUCCGUCUUGUCUCCCUGUAGUGCUGUCUUUUUUCUUUUGGUGCUUUUCAGAGUCCGUAGAAAGGCCUCUUUAGUGUCCUAAGUUUUCAUAACUGUGACCUUAAUUGCCUACCAUCUGUAAACUGUUAGUGUCUUAACAACCGUUCCACAGGUACAUGUUCAUUAAUUGUUUAUGGUUCAUUGAACAAGCAUGGGAAACAGUUGUUUAAACCCUUUACAAUGAAGAUCUGUGAAGUUAUUUGGAUUUUUAUGAAUUAUCUUUGAAAGACAGGGUCCUGAAAAAGGGGCGUUUCUUUUUCUGCUGAGUUUAUAUUAAACAUUUUAUGAAUGAGUAAUGAUGAAUAAGUGAUGAAUAAACUAUUUACUGAUCCAUUAUAAA
Oncorhynchus masou masou (cherry salmon) is the source of this 8041-nucleotide messenger RNA. Its product is annotated as GEM-interacting protein-like. Bases 280 to 3474 code for a protein of 1064 amino acids. NCBI's taxonomy places the organism in Eukaryota, Metazoa, Chordata, Actinopteri, Salmoniformes, Salmonidae. The transcript has 20 exons. The record is from RefSeq and is a predicted model, not a curated record. Gene Ontology annotation, biological process: activation of GTPase activity; signal transduction; negative regulation of GTPase activity. Gene Ontology annotation, molecular function: GTPase activator activity. Gene Ontology annotation, cellular component: plasma membrane.